AUGCCCGGCAGCUCCCGCAUUCCCGCAAGCUUGCGCGAAGGACUGAACCAAGUCAAGCGUAGUCGGCAGGCGAGUCCAUUGUUGGUCCUGAACCUCGACUUGUUGCGCAACAUUAUCUUCUUCCUCUUCGUCUGGCGAUGGACGCGCAAGACGUUUCUGAAGCUCAAGGGCCGCGGCCUGAUUGGCAGCAUUGUCGAGAUCUACAUUGAUAUCCGUAGAGUUCUGUAUGGUUACUUCCUGCGCGCCCCCGGUGUCCGCGGCCAGGUCCAGAAACAGGUCAACGAGACCAUGGCGAAACUGCAGACCAAGAUGAUCCCCGCGAACCUCACCCGAUACCUGACCCUACCCAAGGAGGGCUGGUCCGAAGACGACGUCCGGAAGGAGCUUGAUACUCUGGCGAACAUGGACCACACGAGAUGGGAGGAUGGCUUUGUCUCUGGCGCCGUCUACCACGGCGAGGACGAGCUGUUGAAGCUGCAGACUGAGGCGUUUGGCAAGUUCACCGUCGCGAACCCCAUUCAUCCGGACGUCUUCCCAGGCGUGAGGAAGAUGGAGGCUGAGGUUGUUUCCAUGGUUCUGUCCAUGUUCAACGCUCCUCCCGGCGCUGCCGGUGCCACCACCAGUGGUGGUACUGACAGUAUCUUGUCGGCUUGCCUCGGCGCGCGCCAAAGAGGAUACUUUGAGAAGGGUAUUACUGAGCCUGAGAUGAUCUUGCCCGAAACCGCUCAUACUGCGUUCCGCAAGGCCGGUGACUACUUCAAGAUCAAGAUCCACUACGUCUCCUGCCCUGCGCCCAAUUACCAAGUCGAUGUCCGUGCCGUCUCCCGCCUGAUCAACAGCAACACAGUUCUGUUGGUUGGCUCCGCACCGAACUUCCCUCACGGCAUCAUUGAUGAUAUCAGCGCUCUAUCCAAGUUGGCUAUCAAGAAGAAGCUGUGCCUCCACGUCGACUGCUGUCUCGGUUCCUUCAUGGUCCCCUUCUUGGACAAGGCAGGUUUUGAGACCGAGCUCUUUGAUUUCCGUCUCAAGGGCGUCACGAGCAUCAGCUGCGACACCCACAAGUAUGGAUUUGCGCCCAAAGGUAACUCUACAGUUUUGUACAGGUCCGCAGAACUCCGCAAAUACCAGUACUACGUGUCGCCAGAUUGGUCUGGCGGUGUGUACGGUUCGCCUGGUAUGGCCGGUUCGCGUCCAGGUGCCCUGAUUGCCGGUUGCUGGGCUAGUUUGAUGAAGGUCGGUGAGGCUGGUUACAUUGACGCUUGUGUCAAGAUCGUCGGCACUACCAAGAAAAUCAUUGAGAAGAUUCGCGAGACACCAGCGCUUGACAACGAGUUGGAGAUCUUGGGCAAGCCUCUGGUGUCCGUUGUUGCCUUCACCGCCAAGAAUCUCAAUGUUUACGACAUUGCUGACGGCAUGUCAGAGAAGGGCUGGCACUUGAACGCUCUUCAGAACCCUCCUGCAAUCCACGUCGCCGUCACUCUUCCAAUUACCAAGGUCUACGAGAAGUUGUUGGCCGACCUUGAGGCCGUUGUCGAGGCCGAGAAGGAAAAGGAGAGAGUUCGCGCUGUUGAGGGUAAGGGUGUCAAGGGCAAGGCCGUCGGUGACUCGGCUGCUUUGUAUGGCGUUGCCGGAUCCCUGCCGAACAAGAGCGUGGUUGUUGAUUUGGCCAACGGACUCGGGUUCGACAAAACCCCAGUAACAUAUAACGGUCUUACCGAGCUAAUGGGGAUUGGCUCGCUGGAACUAUGUUGCGUCCGGCUCGAGGAUCGGGACGGGGCGAACGGGACCCCCACAUGUUCAAGACAUGAACGAAUCGCGACUAAAAAUGGCCUGCCGUGCGGACAUGCGAACCAUUUUCUAUCAAAAAUCUCGGUGGGCGCCUUGCCGCGGACGGCCAACGGGACAUCCGGAGCCAUCCCACACCGCACUAUCGAAAGUUUCCUCAUCCGCAUCACAUCUAAAGAGCCCUCACCCCUUCAAGCCGCGUCUCAAGUCGAGGCCUGUGGUCUUAUCGGGGACCGCUUGGGCCAACGAGCAAACAUGGCGUCGCCUGACUUGGAUUGCGUAAACUUUCAGCUUCCCGAACGCGUGUGGCCUCAAGAUCGAAACCCUCCCGAUGUCAUCGCAUCCUCUGGCGACGGCUACAUCCUGGACACCCUGACGUGGGGGAAUCCCACCAGACGACUUCCUUUUUCAUCUCAGCUUCCUUCGGUGACGCAUCGAAACGCUACCGAUGUGCCGUACAGGGAUGGGCCUCGUUGGAGAGACGGUGCACAGCAGGAAAAGGGCAACUUUGUGGCCUCUACGUUGCCUUCGCCCGACUACUUUGUACGAGCUACCACCACGGGAACACCACAUUCUUAUCCCUCGCAUUUUGAAAAUGCACUUUUCCGCAUCGCCCAUGCCGCUCGUGGUGUUGCCUCCGUGAUCGACCCUUUCAUACCUUCGUGCUGCACCUUAUCAAUCCACCUGACGCGAGGGGGAAUAGAUGUCAACAUCUCAUUGGGGAGCCCUCUCAAGUGUCCCAUCGGCGUCCGAGGAGGGUAUGGGUCUAUAACUAUUCCCGCCUUUUCUGCUGUCUAUUUCACCGUCGCUUCGUCUGAGCUUUGCGGAAUUUCGCAUGCUGUGGCAGACGGCAUAUCCAAUAACAAUAACAUCGGCAACCGGCAACCGGCCAUGACUACCACCCCGACUGGCAAGGCCAUGCGGCCACGGCUGAACACCACAACGAACUGGUCCCUGCCGAGAGAUCAGGCGGGCCUCCCGGAUCCGGAAGAGCUUUCCCCGCUGUCACCAAGGCGGGCUGCUGGGGAGUACGGCUGGGGACAACAAAAGGGGAGCCAUGGUCACGGAAACCGGGUGGAUGAGCAGCAGCAACCGCAGCAGCAGCAGGGUUCGGAGAGCUUGAUUAUAGAGACGCUCACUUCGAAACCUCGCGAUAGUCUUGGUGGCAUGCCGUCUGACAUGAUGGAGGAGUUGAGGAAGAUUAUCAAAGAAGAAGUUGCCCAAGUCGCUCAAGUCGCUCAACUGAAGACAAAUGAGACCGGCACCCCCGUCGACGCAGUUCGGUUCCCCCCCUUAUCUAGUCAGAAUUCCUCCUUCACGCCGGCGUACCCCAGCCCGCCCCCUUCCAUUAUCGACACAUUCGGCGCCUCCAAGAACUCAUCGCCACGAGAUCGCAGUCCGGAGCUCGCACACGCAAAGCCUUCAUCGGCGCCUCCUCCUCCGCCUCAGCAACCGUCGCCGCCAACGUCGGUUCCCGUGCCUGCGCUUCAGUCCACUCCGCCCAUCAGCCCACAGCAAAGGGGGGUUCACUUUAGAAAGAGGGCAUCACCAGUCAUUCAUUGUCAACCGCGUGUUGAAACGGACAAUGAAGACGAGGUCUCGCCGACUGCUCCUACGUCGCCGCGAGUUGAGUUGAGUAGUGUUGACAAGGCGUGGGGUGUGCUGUUUGACUCGGAGGGGUAUCCUACCAACCGACUGAACAGCGUGCUCAGGGGCCUCGCUAAUUUUAUGGUUACGGAGUUUGGGUCGCCAGACACACUCGUCGUUACUCCUGAUAAGAUGCUGAUGCUGUACACCAAAUACAAAGUCGAGCCUGAGAGGUUCCGAUAUGAAGACAUCUUCAAGUCUCGGUCCAAAGACGCAUUGGAGCGAAUCGAAUUCUUGUACCAAGAUCUAGACUGCCAAUACCACCUCGUCCAGGCCGCACCUAGAUCUCACCCCAACAUCCCCGGCCUAACCCCCGCAGGCUUCGCGAAAUGGAUGAUCAGCAACAUCCUCGCCUACCCAGACCCGGAAGCCAGGCGUCUACACGCCAUCAUGACCGCCCUCCCCAUCAACGCCGACGGGCCCCUCCUCAACGGCAAACCAGAGAGACUCCCCAGACAGCUAUCACGGCAUCUCUUCCCAGAGACCCACGAUAUGAAGGUCCGCAAGAUCAUCGACGAGGCCAUGUGGGACUGCCUCGAGGACGUCGCGCCGCCCCUGCCAUCCAUCCCGAAAUCUCGACCGGCUCCACCGCCCCAGGACGUGACCAGGCUCCCCGAGGCCAACACGCACACCCGCCGGUCCGGAAGCGACCUCCCCAAGCGCCCCGCAUCCCUGCCGCACCGAUCCAGGACAUACGACCGCGGCGCUCACCGCGUCGAGCCGCACCCGGCACGUCUCCCGCGCGCCAACUCGGACGCGGGCGUUUCCUUGCCUAGACAUCGUGACUUGCCUCCCCCUCCAGUCGGACGGCACUCGACUUCCUCUCAACGACAGCGAAGCCCGCCGCCGACGAAUAGGUAUACCGCGUCGCUUCCCUCCAUCUCGCAGCACCACGCCAGCGGCGGUGGCGGCGCCGCGUCGCCUUCGCCUUCGUCGUAUGAUAUUCGCGGCGGGGCUGAUGCUAAUUACGGGGUGUAUUCUGGUCGGGACAGGGACGGGCAUCGCGGUUCAGAGUCGAGGGAUGAGUCGCCGCGGUCUCCAGGGAAUGGAAGGCGCGGCGGCGGCGGUGGUGAUAGGGGUCCUACGUGGGAGGACGUGUAUAGUCGAAAGGGGUCUGCUGGGGGGAGGGGGUCGAGCGUUGAUGGGGGAUCUCAUCGGUCGUUCCGGUGA
Molecule: messenger RNA, 4602 nt
Organism: Colletotrichum lupini
Lineage: Eukaryota; Fungi; Ascomycota; Sordariomycetes; Glomerellales; Glomerellaceae
Exons: 15
Coding region: 1-4602 (1533 amino acids)
Biological process (GO): sphingolipid catabolic process; carboxylic acid metabolic process
Cellular component (GO): endoplasmic reticulum
Molecular function (GO): pyridoxal phosphate binding; sphinganine-1-phosphate aldolase activity
Source: RefSeq, a predicted model, not a curated record